Lipotes vexillifer (Yangtze River dolphin) is the source of this 1836-nucleotide messenger RNA. It is a transcript of the gene PKD2L2, whose product is annotated as polycystin 2 like 2, transient receptor potential cation channel. Gene Ontology annotation, cellular component: membrane. Gene Ontology annotation, molecular function: calcium ion binding; calcium channel activity. Lineage: Eukaryota; Metazoa; Chordata; Mammalia; Artiodactyla; Lipotidae. Gene Ontology annotation, biological process: detection of mechanical stimulus. The record is from RefSeq and is a predicted model, not a curated record. The transcript is spliced from 14 exons. The coding region runs from base 1 to 1836 and encodes 611 amino acids.
AUGGCUGAGGCGUCCCGGUGGCACCUAGGCGGAACUCCAAAACAUAAGCUGCAUUACAGAAAGGAAGUAGAAAUGAGAACCACACUUCAGGAGUUCUUACUCUACCUUAUUUUUUUAAUAAACUUAUGUAUAUUGACUUUUGGGAUGGUAAACCCACAUAUGUAUUACUUAAACAAAGUUAUGUCAUCUCUAUUUUUGGACACGUCUGUGCAUGGUGAAGAAAGAAUCAACUUUAAGUCUAUUCGCAGCAUAACUGACUUUUGGAAGUUUAUGGAAGGACCCCUUUUGGAAGGCCUGUACUGGGACUCAUGGUACAAUAACAAGAAUUUGUAUGACUUAAAGAACAGCAGUCGCAUCUACUAUGAGAACAUACUUUUAGGAGUCCCCAGAGUCCGUCAACUAAAAGUCCGCAACAACACGUGCAAGGUCCAUUCAUCCUUUCAGUCCUUGAUGAAUGAAUGUUAUGACAAAUACACUUCUGAAAAUGAAGAUCUGUCUGAUUUUGGCCUUAAAUAUGAUACUGAAUGGAAGUACUCUGCUCCUGUUAUCAACUCCCCUUGGCAUUGGGGAUUUACUGGUGUUUACCGAAAUGGGGGAUAUAUUUUCACUUUAUCAAAAUCAAAAUCUGAAACCCUAAACAAGUUCAUUAAUCUUCGAAUGAACAGCUGGAUCACAAGAAGCACUAGAGUUAUUUUUAUUGAUUUUUCAUUAUACAAUGCUAAUGUAAAUCUGUUUUGCAUCAUCAGAUUGGUGGCAGAAUUCCCUGCAACUGGAGGAAUACUUACUUCAUGGCAGUUUUACCCUGUGAAGCUCCUUAGAUAUGUUAGCUACUAUGAUUAUUUUAUUGCUUCCUGUGAAAUCACAUUUUGUAUUUUUCUUAUUGUCUUCACAACACAAGAAGUCCUAAAAAUAAAAGAAUUUAAAUCUGCCUAUUUCAAAAGUAGUUGGAACUGGCUAGAAUUACUACUUUUGGUGUUGUGUUUUGUGGCCGUUUUCUUCAACUCAUACUAUAAUAUACAAAUUUUUCUCUUGCUUGGACAACUGUUAAAAAGUACUGAAAAAUAUUCAGACUUCUAUUUUCUUGCAUACUGGCACAUUUAUUACAACAAUAUAAUUGCCAUAACCAUCUUCUUUGCAUGGAUAAAGAUAUUCAAAUUCAUAAGCUUUAAUAAGACAAUGUCUCAGCUGUCAUCAACCUUGUCUCGCUGUAUCAAAGACAUAGUAGGAUUUGCCAUCAUGUUUUUUAUAAUAUUCUUUGCUUACGCUCAGUUAGGAUUUCUUGUUUUUGGAUCACAAGUUGACGACUUUUCCACUUUUCAAAAUUCCAUAUUCACACAAUUUCGUAUUGUUCUUGGAGAUUUUAAUUUUGCUGGUAUUCAGCAAGCCAGUCGUAUCUUGGGACCCAUUUACUUCAUCACUUUCAUCUUUUUCGUGUUCUUUGUCCUGCUGAACAUGUUCUUGGCAAUAAUUUAUAAUACCUAUUCUGAAGUGAAAGCUGACUAUUCAAUAGGCAGAAGGCCAGAUUUUGAACUUGGUAAAAUGAUUAAAAAGAGUUACCACAAUGCUCUCGAAAAACUCAAACUAAAGAAACCUGAAACAGAUGAAGACAAGAAAAGUAGGAAAAGCAGAGAUUUGGUUGAACAAGCCAGAAGAGAAGGCUUUGAUGAAAAAGAGAUUCAAAGUGCAGAGCAGAUGAAAAAAUGGAAAGAGAGGCUUGAGAAAAAGUAUUAUUCUACAGAAAUUCAAGAUGACUACCAGCCUGUCACGCAACAAGAAUUUCGAGAUGGCACCACCAGCAAGUACAAAAUGAGACUCUGUGAGUGCCUGACAAAAUGA